Molecule: messenger RNA, 3108 nt
Organism: Penicillium canariense
Lineage: Eukaryota; Fungi; Ascomycota; Eurotiomycetes; Eurotiales; Aspergillaceae
Exons: 7
Coding region: 1-3108 (1035 amino acids)
Biological process (GO): fatty acid metabolic process
Molecular function (GO): protein binding; medium-chain fatty acid-CoA ligase activity
Source: RefSeq, a predicted model, not a curated record
AUGUCCGGAAAGUCUGCCUCAGAUACUGGCCCCGGAACCAUAGGAGGCUCCGGAGAGCCUAAAGCAGAUCCAACUCCAGCAAGCCUACAAGAAGCGAAUGAUACGGCCCUCAAGAUUAUCGCCGCUAUGUAUUGGGAUCUCAACGCCAUAUGGCACCUGCAACGAAUUGUCGCUGACCAACCAUAUGGUGACGACCUAGAACUUUACAAUGAGCACUGCGAAGCUGCCCAAACCCUCUUAGACCUUGCGAUGAGCUACCGGCAUCGGUCAGUCUUUCAGUUACCAGAAACUUGUCCAAACUACCGUAGGUGUCGCUCUUUCCUUUUUGAGCAUGGAUGGCGAUUAUUUGCCAUGUGUGCGCAAGCUGAAGCCUUCCGAGAAGCUUAUUACCUGGAAGAGACUCAGGUUUGGGAUGCGCUCAGAAAGUUGAUCACUGCUAACCAGCGUAGCAUCGAGGUUUUUGUUAAGUCCCGGAACAUUGACUGGCGAGGCCCACUUCUUUCCUACACGCAAUGGUAUCUCCCGGGUCUUAUGCAGUUCCUGGGACCAGAUAUUGACAUAGGCAAGGAGCAUCCUCACCACCUAGCGCAAAUGGGUGGAGAACUUCUCAAGCGCCCCAUACACAACGGCCAUGCACAGACCAAUAUAAACACGCAGCUAUAUGAUCCGACAAAAUGGGUACCUGCCGUCAGGCGAGACCAAAGCCACCCGUUCUCUCGCCCAGAAAAUGACGGCCCCUGCAUAGACUGCAUAUGCAGAAAAAAAUGUCCAUGUCACGCCAUGGGUGGGAGAGCCGAUUGUCCGGACUGUACGUGCCCAAAGGUCUGCCAGUGUAAGUACCCUCACUGGCUUGAGUGCUUCGUUUGCGGCUCGAAGGAGAUCUGUCAGUGUCGUAUCAAGACCAUGGCUGGUGAUUUGGUUGAGUUGGUGGAGUACCCUUUCAAAGGAACCGGCGUCCGGGCCCUGGCCAACUUCAAAAAAGGGGCCAACUUGGGUGAGUACUUGGGUGAGGUUAUUCCCCAUGGGGGGGAUUGUACCGAUUCAGUCUAUCCGCUGUGGCAGAUAGGCUUCCACAGGAGAGCAGAUGAAGACCAUGCCGCAACAAACGUGCGGAAAAAGGGUGUAGCUCGAAAGGUAUUAGAUAUUGGCACGAUCACGUCUGCUUGCCUUGGAAGUUGGACCAGGUAUAUAAACCACCACUGCGAGUCAAACUGUGCCUUCGUGCCAAUGGUGGUUGGUGACAAGGUCACGACUGCUGUCGUCGUACUUCGAGACAUAGCGAUCUUUGAGGAGAUCACUGUCGAUUACGGCGAAGAGUACUGGUGUGAUAGAGAGCUAUGCUCGAGGGCCAUCAACUGCAAGUCAAUCCUCUCUUCAAGAAUAGGAAACAAAGACCGGGCCUCAGCUAACUAUCUUGUCGUGCAGCCGCCCUUGCUGGAGUCAACCGUCGGCGAACAUUUUGCGAAGGUCGUGGCAGAACAUGGAGAUAGAACCGCUGUCGUCUCAAAACAUCAAGGUGAUCGAGUAUCGUAUGCCUCACUCGAUGUUAGGAGCAACGCCUUUGCCCGUGGGUUACAGUCUAUCGGGGUUAAAAAGGGAGAUCGUGUCGGCGUCAUGCUAGGGAACUCGAUGGAAUAUGCGGUGGCAACCUAUGCUCUUUUUAAAGUCGGAGCUAUAUUGGUCCCGCUCAAUCCCUCUUUCAAUGCCGCACAGGUAAUAGCUGCACUGGGCCACCUUGAAUCUAGCCAUCUGAUCAUCAGCACCGAAUCCAACCUUCCUCGCAAGGACCCCCGCAGCAAUGUCCCGCUCCUUGAACAGUUGGUCGGAGACCUCUGCUCGUCAAGACUGGAAUCAGCAUCGGUUCCCUCGCUGAAACGGAUUAUCCUUGUCGAUAACUCUGCUGGCCGAGUGGAUGCAUCUACGUAUAAGAGUCUAACGCCGUUUUCAUCGAUAUUGUCCCAGUUAUCGGCCGAUGGUCUCCCAUUGCCUCCACAAAGUCUCUCUCCGCAUGAUAUUGUUAACAUCCAAUUCACUUCCGGGACUACGGCCAUGCCAAAGGCAGCUUGUCUAAGCCAUCGCUCCAUUCUGAACAAUGGAUCACAGAUUGGGGACCGCAUGCUCCUGACAGCAAAUGAUAUUGUCUGUUGCCCACCACCACUGUUUCAUUGCUUCGGUUCGAUUCUUGGAUACAUGGCAACUGCAACUCAUGGCUCCACCAUUGUCUUCCCAUCUGAAUCCUUCAAUGCUUGUGCUGCGCUCAAGGCAGUGCAAGAAGAGAAAUGUACCGCACUAUACGGCGUUCCAACCAUGUUUCUUGAGGAACUUGAGCUUGUGGAAAGUGGGGAAAUCUCCAGCGAUGGUUUUCAAUAUUUGCGAACGGGUAUCGCAGCUGGCAGCAGUAUCCCCGCGGAGCUGAUGAAGAAGCUCCAUAGGGUUCUGAAUCUCACAGAGCUUACUAUAUGCUAUGGAAUGACUGAGACCAGCCCUGUCUCUGCGAUGACAACUACUGAUGAUCCAAUUGACAAGAGAAUUAAUACUGUCGGAAGACUUAUGCCACAUGUACGGGCUAAAGUCGUAGACCCGGGAGACAGAACCCGUAUCCUUCCUGUGAAUUCGCGCGGUGAGUUGGCAGUCAGCGGAUAUCUUCUCAUGAAGGAGUAUUGGGGUGAUCCGCAGAAGACAGCCGAAGUGAUAAUCGAAGAUGAUGCUGGGAAGGCUUGGAUGCACACUGGGGAUGAAGCAUUCAUAUCUCCGGACGGCUAUGUAACUAUCACUGGUCGUAUUAAAGACCUGAUCAUUCGUGGCGGCGAGAAUAUCCAUCCAUUGGAAAUCGAGAAUUGUCUCUUAGCACACUCUGGUGUCUCUGAUGCUUCUGUUGUCGGAGUUCCAGAUGGGCGUUAUGGCGAGGUCGUCGCUGCUUUUGUGGUCGCCCGGGAGCAGGGAUCUGAGUGUAUUACGACCGAUGAUAUCCAGAAAUGGUACGUUUUCUUCCUUAAAGCAACGAAUGCUUUUCCAAAGACUGCAAGUGGGAAAAUCCAGAAGUUCAAACUCAAGGAGCUCGCAAUCAAACUUUUAGCAGAAAAGAAAGGAGUCGCUGCAGAUAGCUAA